Molecule: messenger RNA, 574 nt
Organism: Corythoichthys intestinalis (scribbled pipefish)
Lineage: Eukaryota; Metazoa; Chordata; Actinopteri; Syngnathiformes; Syngnathidae
Product: feline leukemia virus subgroup C receptor-related protein 2-like
Exons: 1
Coding region: 57-527 (156 amino acids)
Biological process (GO): transmembrane transport; heme export
Cellular component (GO): membrane
Molecular function (GO): heme binding; heme transmembrane transporter activity
Source: RefSeq, a predicted model, not a curated record
CGUCGUCUUUCGCUCGCUCGCAACAUUGUGUCCGGGACAAUUCACGGCUGCAAUUCAUGGAGACCAAGUUGUACAAGCGGCGUUGGCUCAUGCUUUUCCUCUUUUGCAUUUACUCUAUGAGCAACGCUCUGUUGUGGCCGCAGUAUAUCAUCAUCAGCAAUAUCUUCAAGCGCUUUUACGGCAUCGACAACAUGGCGGUCACCUGGCUCUCUCUGAUUUAUUUCCUCACCUACAUCCCUUUCAUCGUGCCAGUGACAUGGCUUCUUGACCGCCGAGGUCUCAGGGAAGUCGUCCUGGCCGGUUCCGCCAUCAACUGCGUCGGCGCUUGGAUCAAAACCGGCACGGCUCACCCCGAAGGGUUCGCCGUGACCUUCCUCGGCCAGUUUGUGUGUUCGGUGGCCAGCGUUUUCGUGCUCGGUAUCCCGCCCAGACUUGCUUUUCUGUGGUUUGGGGAGAAGGAGGUGUCCACCGCCUGUUCCAUUGGUGUACUGGGGAACCAGGUGAGUCGGCUCCCAGUGUCUUUUUAGAGCAGUACAAGCAGUAUGGCCCGGCGUCGCUCGGGUUUGAGUCGUGC